CAUAGUAAAGAUUUGCUACUUGCUAACUUCCAGCUUCAGAACCCUAUAAACUUUUGUGUAUUCGGGUUAAAGGUUAGUGAUAGAGAGCAGCUGUUGAGUAAUUAAUCCACACGCUGAGGAGUCGCUUCAGAUAAGACGUGUGGAAAAAAGGAGGAGGAGGAGGAUGAAGGCAGACUUUGACCUCACAGAAGUGAGCUCUAUUUUCUGGAUUGAUCUGUCACUCCUGCGUGUCUCCCGGCUCGGUUCUGUCACACUCGCCCGGUCAGGAUGAUUAACUUUGCUCCUUUGAGCGUUCCUCUGAGGAGGAGGCUCCAGACGGUCGCUGUGCUGCAGUGGGUCUUCUCCUUCCUGGCUCUGGCCCCAUGCUGCAUCGUGCUCUUUAUCUACCUUCUCUUCACUCGCUUCUGGUUGAUCAGUGUGCUCUACGCCACCUGGUGGUUUGUGGAUUGGGACACGCCCUCUCACGGAGGGAGGAAAGUUCCCUUCGUGUGUCACCUCUCAGUGUGGAGAUACAUGAGGGACUACUUCCCCAUUCAGUUGGUGAAGACGGUGGAUUUGGACCCUAGGCAGAACUACGUGUUGGGGUUUCACCCUCACGGUAUCCUGGUGGCCGGAGCCUUCACUAACUUCUGCACGCAGGCCACAGGGUUCGAGCAGCUGUUCCCCUGCCUGAGGAGCUACCUGCUCAUGCUGCCCCUGUGGUUCAGAGCUCCUUUCUUCAGAGACUACAUCAUGUACGCAGGCCUGGUCCCCUCUGAUAAGGAAAGUGCAAGUUACCUGCUGAGUAAAGAAGGGGGCGGGAACGCAGUGGUCAUCGCAGUGGGCGGAGCUCUGGAGGCUCUGGAUGCUCACCCAGGAACUCAUACUGUCCUGCUGGCCAAUAAGAAAGGCUUCAUCAAACUCGCAAUGGAGCAUGGUGCUAGUCUGGUACCUGUGUAUUCGUUUGGAGAGAACGAGGUGUUUGAUCAGGUCCCCAAUCCCCAAGGGACCCUGUUACGGUGGACACAGAACCGCCUGCAAAGCAUCAUGGGUAUUUCUCUUCCUCUCUUUCACGCUCGAGGGAUUUUCCAGUACAGCUUCGGCCUCAUGCCUUACAGGAAGCCCAUCGCCACCGUGGUUGGUAAACCAAUCAGAGUGCAGAAAAAUGAGAAGCCGAGCGCAGAGGACCUGGACGCUCUGCAUGAGCUCUACAUGGACGAACUCACACAGCUGUUUGAGGAGCACAAGGGAAAAUAUGGUGUACCUGAGGACACACACCUGGUCUUCAUCUGAGCCAGAGAAACGCUGUGUACAUCGUGUGUGUGUGUGUAUGUGUGUGUGUGUGUAUGAGAGUGAGAGAACAAGCUACCAAAAAGACACAAAAGUUUGUAAAAAUUGAGAGAUCUGGAUUCUGAUCUGCUGUGACACUUCUGUGUGGAUGUGAUCUCAGGAAUGCGUCAUGUCCGUCUCUCCAGAUUCUGUAAAUUAAAUAAAUUAAAUAAAUCUUUUAUUUAAUACAUCCGUUUUCAAUUAAAAUAGAUUCUGUGUUACUGUGUGUGUGUGUGUGUGUGAAUCAUACAGUAUCAUAUCCCUCAGUAACAAAAAUAAGUUCUAUAAUAAAUGAUGAUGAUGAUUAUUAUUAACAUACCAUCUCUACGCCUUCAGGCUUUUGGCCACGCCCCCUCCUGGAUCUGUGUGCUGAGGGAGAAUUUUCACUGUGAAUGUUAUUUUAUUUGUAUCUUCGUGACUUAAUUUAAAGCGUUCAGCUUGUCCUCAGAAACACGGCAGCACAUGUGAGCGAGGAGACGACGGAGGUUUCGUAUGAGAGCUCGAGCUCUCAGAAUAAACUCGCCUGUGUGCCGUCUGUCUCUGACUCCGAUGAGCGUAUCUCCAUACAGAGAUACACAAUUAUUCCUCUGUGAUCAGUGAUGAGAAACCGCGACAGCUCAACUGUCUUGUUCAUUUGUGCUCGUAAAAUCUCCACUGCACUGAAAUGACUGGGAUAUGUUACAAUUCUACACUUUUACAUCCAGCUGCUGAGCUCCGUCUCCACACAACUCUAACACAACACAACACAAGCUCUUCUGUCAUCACUUACAUCAUCUGCUGUGGAAGCUAGACAGCUAGCCGAACACACACACACACACAGUGUUUCACUUUUGGCCAAUAAAAAUC
Hemibagrus wyckioides is the source of this 2154-nucleotide messenger RNA. It is a transcript of the gene mogat2, whose product is annotated as monoacylglycerol O-acyltransferase 2. Bases 268 to 1272 code for a protein of 334 amino acids. Gene Ontology annotation, molecular function: diacylglycerol O-acyltransferase activity; 2-acylglycerol O-acyltransferase activity. The record is from RefSeq and is a predicted model, not a curated record. The transcript is spliced from 6 exons. NCBI's taxonomy places the organism in Eukaryota, Metazoa, Chordata, Actinopteri, Siluriformes, Bagridae. Gene Ontology annotation, biological process: triglyceride biosynthetic process; diacylglycerol biosynthetic process. Gene Ontology annotation, cellular component: endoplasmic reticulum membrane.